Molecule: messenger RNA, 759 nt
Organism: Aspergillus chevalieri
Lineage: Eukaryota; Fungi; Ascomycota; Eurotiomycetes; Eurotiales; Aspergillaceae
Exons: 2
Coding region: 1-759 (252 amino acids)
Source: RefSeq, a predicted model, not a curated record
AUGACUCCCAGAGAGCUCACACCAGAAGAAUGGCGCGGGCGUCUCCACCAAAACCCCAAACCGCCCGAGCUCCUAGAGCCCCUCCACUCCCUCGACGCCAAGGACAAAAAUAUCGCUGAAUUCCUAGAGAUAUCACAAGACAAGACAAAUAACGAGAGCACGGACAAAGACAACGAAGCCAAGGAAAUCGCCGAUUUAGAAUAUCUCGCGCGCGCACUAGCUAAUACCGGCGAUGGCGUGUACGCGCAGGAAAUCCGUCUCCUGCUGUUUAAGAGGCAAUUGGUAGCUGAGAUUGAGCAAAAUCUGCUCUGGGCGCAGAAUAUCAUUGAGGCGGAUAUUAAGGGCCGGUAUCGUGUAGAGGGAAAGUUUUAUAAGCUCGGAGAAUUUGGAUUUGAAGUAAAGGAUAAGGAGGAGAAAGAGACUCAACUUGCUGUGUACAAGGCUGAACUCCAGCUUCUGAAUGAUGAGUAUUGGCAAGACAACGAACAUGUCUGGCGUCUGGAGGCGAAUACAACCCUGGGACCCAUGAGACGAGCCUAUAAAGCGUGCAGACGGAAGCCAGAUUGGCAUCUUUCUGAAUGGCUGCGCCGUGAUUGCGCUGGAAGAGGUGGGUGCUAUGGACGGAAGUGUCGGUGCUGCGAGAAAGCCCGGGAAACUAGGGGGAAGGGAAUUUUGGGCACUGCACUAGUGCAUGCCGGUGCUGUAUUGCGAGUAAAGGGUGCUCUUCUAAGGGGAAGACGACAGUGGAAGAGGAUCUGA